Symsagittifera roscoffensis is the source of this 811-nucleotide messenger RNA. Its product is annotated as transmembrane protease serine 4-like. Bases 135 to 731 code for a protein of 198 amino acids. Gene Ontology annotation, molecular function: serine-type endopeptidase activity. The record is from RefSeq and is a predicted model, not a curated record. NCBI's taxonomy places the organism in Eukaryota, Metazoa, Xenacoelomorpha, Acoela, Convolutidae. The transcript has 4 exons. Gene Ontology annotation, biological process: proteolysis.
AGCCUAGCACUCUGCAGAUAAUUUCAGGAAGCCACACUUAUGACAUAAGCGACGAGCCAGAGCAAACUCAACGACAUCAGGUCGACCACUAUUAUCAUCUCACUGGUUAUGACAACCCAGGCAAUGGAAAAGACAUGGUAAUUCUCGUAUUGAGCGAGAGAAUGACAUUUGACAAAUACCGCCAAAGUCUGCGACCUUGUAGAGGUCAAACUGGUUUGAGGAAUGUGGACAAAUUAGAAGUGUGGGCUGUGGGCAUGGGAUUCACAAAUUUUAGCCUGAAAAGUGUUCCUGAUAAACUUAUGCUGGUGAAGUUAGACGAGCAGCCGGCGAUCAACUGCAGGUCUCAUUUUCCUAAUUUCCAUCCACUCAAAGGAAGUCUCAUUUGUCACGAUGACACAGACGGUAAAAAAGACACUUGCAAUGGUGAUAGUGGGGGGCCGUUGUUCCUCGUGAACCCAACUACAAAACUACCGACAUGCGUUUAUGGUGUCGUCAGCUAUGGCAUCAAAGAUAAGGGGUGCGGUCGGCCGAAAUCCCCGACAGUAGCAGCCCGUGUCGCAUCAUACAUUGACAUGUUUAAUUUGAGUGCAGAUAGAAAUACCAAUUUCACGCAGAAAGUUGUACGAAAUGAACAUCGAAAAGAGAGCAUUGAUGAGGUUUUGUCAGAAGCAGUUUAUUACAACAGCAAGCAGUGGCUUAUGUUGUUUAUUGUAAUUUAUCGUUAUAAUUGACAAAAUUAGGAGCAAGAGAUGAGAUUUUUAUUGCUAGUAAAAUUAUGUAUCGAUAUUAUGAGAAUUUGAUUGGAAUGUUG